CUCUCUCUCUCUCUCUCUCUCUCUCUCCAUUUUACACUUGCUUACAAAUACAAUCUUCUUUCUUUCUAUUUUAGGGAGCUGCUAUCUCCGCUUUCAUGGCCACGAUCUCCGCUUUCAUGGCCACCGUACUCGAUCCCCUCUCCAUUCCUCGCUCUCAUUUUUUUCCCAAACCUACACUUUCUCCUUCCCUCACUGCUUCUGCCUCUCCGAUUUCAUCUACCAACCGGAGACCCGACGUCAGGUUACCGGAGGCUAGAGGUCUCAAGAUUCGAUCCUUCGGAUCCAUCACUCAGAUGCCUAGUCGUUCUAGACUUGUUCGUGGUGGGAGGAUUGUAUGCGAGGCGGAGGAAACUGCUUUUGUAGAGGAAGGUGUAGAAUCUAAAGAGGAAGAGGAAGAAGAAGAUGGCGACGAGGACGACGACGGUGACGAAGAUGACGACGACGAAGACGAUGAUGAGGGGGGCGAGGACGACGAAGACGAUGAUGAGGGGGGCGAGGACGACGAAGACGACGAGGUUCAGGUCUUACAAUCCUCCAGAGGGCCACCGGUUCAGUCGGCGGAUGACGACGAGGACGACGACAACGAGGAUGACGAUGAAGAUGACGAUGGUGAAGGCGGAGACGACGAUGACGAUGACGACGAGGACGAGGAGGAAAACGAUGACGAGGAUGAAGACGGUGAAGAAGAGUGCUUCCUGUUAAUGAGAAAUGGCGUGACCUUGUUCUUCUAUCAGAAAUCCCUGUCCUUGUUGAAUUCUGGGCUCCAUGGUGUGGUCCUUGCCGUAUGAUUGACCCAGUAAUCGAACAACUUGCUGGGGAAUAUGCUGGAAAGCUUAAAUGCUACAAACUUAAUACUGAUGACAGUCCUGCGAUUACAACGGAAUUUGGAAUUCAAAGCAUCCCAACUGUUAUGAUAUUCAAGGAUGGUGAGAAGAAAGAUGCCAUUACUGGUCCAGUUCCUAAAAGUACUUUAAUCAGUCGCAUAGAGAAAUUCUUGUAAAAGGGGAGACUGGAGAGCAUUUGCUGGAUCUAAAAUCAGUUUAGAAUUGCUUUCUUCUCUCUUUAGCUUUCAAUGCCUUUUCAUAAUAAACUCAAGUGUUCCACUGUAUAGUUAUUGGAAGCAGCUGUGCUUUAUUUUAGCUUCGGAUAAUAUUUGAUAUAUCACUUGUUACUUUCAGUAUGUAUGUGUGUUUUUGAUAUGACUACUAUUGGCU
Messenger RNA from Manihot esculenta (cassava), 1214 nucleotides. Its product is annotated as thioredoxin M1, chloroplastic. Lineage: Eukaryota; Viridiplantae; Streptophyta; Magnoliopsida; Malpighiales; Euphorbiaceae. The transcript has 3 exons. Gene Ontology annotation, cellular component: cytoplasm. Gene Ontology annotation, molecular function: protein-disulfide reductase activity; oxidoreductase activity, acting on a sulfur group of donors, disulfide as acceptor. The record is from RefSeq and is a predicted model, not a curated record. Bases 96 to 788 code for a protein of 230 amino acids.